Molecule: messenger RNA, 6588 nt
Organism: Pyrgilauda ruficollis (rufous-necked snowfinch)
Lineage: Eukaryota; Metazoa; Chordata; Aves; Passeriformes; Passeridae
Gene: CHD2
Product: chromodomain helicase DNA binding protein 2
Exons: 38
Coding region: 1387-6588 (1733 amino acids)
Biological process (GO): regulation of transcription by RNA polymerase II; nucleosome organization
Cellular component (GO): chromatin; nucleus
Molecular function (GO): ATP hydrolysis activity; chromatin binding; DNA binding
Source: RefSeq, a predicted model, not a curated record
CCAUUCCCUUGGUGAUACAUCCUCUCAAUUCCAGGAUGUCGUGUUGGAGAUGUCCAUUGAUUGAUUUGCAAUUCUGCAGCUUGGCUAUUGUGCAGCUUUAAAAUUAAUUUGUUCUGUUAAAAUCUGUUAAUGACCAUGAAUGGGUUAAGAAAGUGCAUUAGAAAUGAGCAGUUUGAUGGAGUUGGACUGGCUUGAGCGCAGUGCUUUGGCGUAGCUGAUGGAAGCGGUGUGGCUGCUGGAUUUGAGUUGUGGGGGGAACCACUAGGGAGGCGCUGUGGAGCCGGAGGGCAAUCUCAGCUCUGUGGGCUUGGCUUGGGAGUGGAGGAUGCUCCUGUCCCCCCCUGCCAGUGCCAGCACUGGGGGGCAAAGGGAAGAGCUCUUGUCUGGGGAUUCUGCCACCGAACUGGGGGGAAGCUGCCCCUUGGGUGGGGUGACCCCCAGGGUGGGCUGCUGCUGCCUGCAUGGCUGUGAGCUCCACUUCCAUGCCUUCAAAAUGGCUUGUAGCAGCACCACUUCCUGUCCAGGGAGGAAGUAAUUUUAGCCCAGGCACUGAAAUAUUUAGCAAAUCUUUAAAACAAAAGGCACAAAUUCCAUUUCUUUCUGGCUUCCAAAGGGUGCCUGAGCCACAUGGGGUUAAGGUGCCCCUUGAGCUGGGGUAGUUGGAAGGAGCCAGGGCUGUGGGGUAGCAGGCACCCUUUAGGUGGAGGCUCUCUCUUUUUUUGGUAGAAAUGAAGGGGUGGGUCUAUGGUACAUCACCUGAGUUGUGGGGUAAAUGUAGAGAGUGUCAAUCAAAGGCAGAGCUCAGAGCUGGGAAGGAGCUCUAGAUGGCGGCUGUGCCUUAGAGAGAGCGCGCUCAGCUCCGUGCCUUCCCCAACACUUUACGCAACUUUCCCUAACUUUCAGGCAGCCUCAGGGGGCCCCCACAGCCCCUUGCCUCUCCUAGGCACUAAUCGGGGGCCGAGCGGACCUUUUUCGGGCAGAAAAGCAGCUUUUGAGGGCUCCCUUUUCGUGCCUUGCUGGAAAGAAGAAGCCGUGGAGAGAGCCCAGGUCGUUGUUUUUCCAGCUUAGAAGCCAUGGCGUACCUCCAUUUUUGUGCGCUCUCCUAAUGAGCUUUUUCCCCCGGACAUUUUUGUACUAAUUACCGCUUCUUUUGCUUUAUCGGCAGCAUAUUUUUGGGAUUAGAAUAUAUAUUUUUUUUUAUUUUCUGAAAAUUAUAUUUUAUCGGUAUAAUUACAAAUAUUUUGGAUCUAAUGUUUUUCCACUACCCGAAACUAAUAUCGACUUGGUCCUGGCGGCGGUGCAUGGAUCAGGUAGUAAAUACCUGGGCACAGGACUUCAAAGCAAACAGACACCCCUGACCCCCUUUUAAUAUUUAAGAAUAAAAAGAUGAUGAGAAAUAAGGACAAAAGCCAAGGAGAGGAGGGUUCAGUCCACAGCAAUGCAUCGAGUCACUCGGCAUCCGAAGAAGCCUCUGGCUCUGACUCUGCAAGCCAGUCUGAAAGUGAGCAGGGCAGCGAGUCAAACAGCAGCUCCGAGUCCUCUGAGAGUCAGUCUGAAUCCGAAAGUGAAUCAACGGGUUCCAAAUCCCAGCAGACCCCUCCUGAAACCAAAGAAAAACCCGCCUCUAAGAAGGAAAGGAUAGCAGAUGUUAAAAAGAUGUGGGAAGAAUAUCCUGAUGUUUAUGGGGUUAGGAGGUCAAACCGAAGCAGACAAGAACCGUCACGAUUUAAUAUAAAAGAUGAGGCAAGUAGCGAAUCUGAAAAUGAGAGCCCAAAAAGAAGACGCCAGAAGCAGUUGAAAAGAAAAAUUAAGUGGAAAAGGGAGGUCUCUGCUGGAGAAGAGGAUGAAGAUGGAGGGGAGCAAGGCACCAGUGGAGAGAGCGAGCCUGAACCGAAGAAAAUUAAAGCAAGAAGACCUGUCCAGAGGAGAACAGUGGCCAAAACUGGUGUUAAAAAGCCCCACAAAAUCCAGCGUGGGAAGAGGAAGAAACCAGACUCAUCUGAAGAUGACGAUGAUGAUGAAGACGAUGAGACCCCCAAGAGACAAACUCGGCGAAGAGCAGCCAAAAAUGUCAGCUACAAAGAAGAUGAUGAUUUUGAGACGGAUUCUGAUGACCUGAUAGAGAUGACUGGGGAAGGAGCUGAUGAACAACAAGACAACAGCGAAACUAUUGAGAAAGUCUUGGACAUCAGGCUUGGAAAAAAGGGAGCCAUUGGAGCCUCCACCACAGUGUACGUGACCGAGGCCAACGGCAACCCCAGCGCCGACUUCGACCCCGAGAAGGACGAGGGCGAGGUCCAGUACCUGAUCAAAUGGAAGGGCUGGUCAUACAUCCACAGCACGUGGGAGAGCGAGGAGUCCUUGCAGCAGCAGAAAGUGAAGGGCCUGAAAAAGCUAGAAAACUUCAAGAAGAAAGAGGAGGAGAUCAAGCAAUGGCUGGGCAAGGUAUCACCUGAAGAUGUAGAAUAUUUCAACUGCCAACAAGAGCUGGCUUCAGAGCUAAACAAACAGUAUCAAAUAGUGGAGAGGGUAAUAGCUGUGAAGACCAGUAAGUCUGCCACAGGACAUUCAGAUUUCCCAGCAAACAGUCGCAAAACAUCCUCGAAUGACCCCGAAUACCUGUGCAAGUGGAUGGGGCUGCCCUAUGCUGAGUGCAGCUGGGAAGAUGAGGCUCUGAUCAGCAAGAAAUUCCAGCACUGCAUUGACAGCUUCAACAGCAGGAACAACUCCAAGACGAUUCCCACCCGUGACUGCAAGGUGUUGAAGCAGAGGCCGAGGUUUGUUGCCUUGAAGAAGCAGCCCUCGUACAUCGGCGGGGAGAACCUGGAGCUGCGCGAUUACCAGCUGGAGGGCCUCAACUGGCUCGCUCACUCCUGGUGCAAGAACAACAGCGUGAUCCUGGCUGAUGAAAUGGGACUGGGCAAGACCAUUCAGACAAUAUCAUUCCUGUCUUACCUGUUCCAUCAGCACCAGCUGUAUGGCCCUUUCCUGGUGGUGGUGCCCCUGUCCACCCUCACCUCCUGGCAGAGGGAGUUUGAAGUGUGGGCACCUGAGAUAAACGUGGUGGUUUACAUUGGAGACCUCAUGAGCAGGAACAUGAUUCGUGAAUAUGAGUGGAUCCAUUCUCAGUCUAAAAGAUUGAAAUUCAAUGCACUUAUCACAACAUAUGAGAUCCUCCUGAAGGAUAAGACUGUUUUGGGAAGCAUUAACUGGGCCUUUCUGGGCGUGGACGAAGCCCAUCGGUUGAAAAACGACGACUCCUUGCUGUACAAAACCUUGAUUGAUUUCAAGUCCAACCACAGGCUGCUGAUCACUGGCACCCCACUUCAAAACUCACUCAAGGAGCUCUGGUCCCUGCUGCACUUCAUCAUGCCAGAGAAGUUUGAGUUCUGGGAGGAUUUUGAGGAGGAUCAUGGGAAAGGUAGAGAGAACGGCUACCAGAGCCUUCACAAAGUCCUGGAGCCGUUUCUGCUGCGCAGAGUGAAGAAGGAUGUGGAGAAAUCUUUGCCAGCCAAAGUGGAGCAGAUCCUCCGGGUGGAAAUGUCUGCUCUGCAGAAGCAGUACUACAAGUGGAUUUUGACAAGAAACUACAAAGCUCUUUCAAAGGGAACAAGGGGAAGCACAUCUGGUUUCCUGAAUAUUGUGAUGGAAUUGAAAAAGUGCUGCAACCAUUGCUACCUUAUCAAACCUCCCGAGGAAAAUGAGAGAGAGAAUGGCCUUGAGACCCUGCAGUCUUUGAUCAGGAGCAGUGGAAAGCUGAUUCUCUUGGACAAGCUGCUGACCAGGCUGCGGGAGAGAGGCAACAGAGUGCUGAUCUUCUCCCAGAUGGUGAGGAUGCUGGACAUCUUGGCAGAGUACCUGACUAUCAAACACUACCCUUUUCAGCGCUUGGACGGCUCGAUCAAGGGGGAGAUCCGAAAGCAGGCGCUGGAUCACUUCAACGCCGACGGCUCCGAGGACUUCUGUUUCUUGUUGUCAACAAGAGCUGGAGGGUUGGGAAUUAAUUUGGCCUCUGCUGAUACUGUUGUUAUCUUUGACUCGGACUGGAACCCCCAAAAUGAUCUUCAGGCUCAGGCCCGAGCUCAUCGGAUUGGACAGAAGAAGCAGGUGAAUAUUUACCGCCUGGUCACCAAGGGGACAGUGGAGGAGGAGAUCAUUGAGAGAGCCAAGAAGAAAAUGGUGCUGGAUCAUUUGGUUAUCCAGCGUAUGGACACCACUGGCCGGACUGUUCUGGACAACAACUCUGGGAGAUCCAACUCAAAUCCCUUCAAUAAAGAGGAGCUGACAGCUAUUUUGAAGUUUGGAGCUGAAGAUCUUUUCAAGGAGCUUGAAGGGGAAGAGUCAGAGCCUCAGGAGAUGGACAUCGAUGAGAUUCUGCGUCUGGCUGAAACCCGGGAGAAUGAGGUGUCCACCAGUGCCACCGACGAGCUGCUCUCACAGUUCAAGGUUGCCAACUUUGCAACCAUGGAGGAGGAAGAGACAGAGCUGGAUGAGCGGUCCCAGAAGGAUUGGGAUGAUAUCAUUCCAGAAGAGCAGAGGAAAAAGGUGGAGGAGGAAGAAAGGCAGAAAGAAUUGGAGGAAAUCUACAUGCUGCCUCGAAUCCGGAGCUCAACGAAAAAGGCUCAGACAAAUGACAGCGAAUCUGAUGCAGAGACCAAGAGAAGGCUGCAGAGAUCGUCUGGGUCAGAAAGCGAGACCGACGAUACCGACGACGAGAAGAGACCCAAGCGCAGGGGACGCCCUCGGAGUGUUAGAAAAGACACUGUGGAAGGGUUUACUGAUGCUGAAAUCAGGAGGUUUAUCAAGGCUUACAAGAAGUUUGGAUUGCCUCUUGAACGGUUGGAGUGCAUUGCCCGGGAUGCUGAGCUGGUGGACAAGUCUGUGGCUGACCUGAAGCGUUUAGGGGAGCUCAUCCACAACAGCUGUGUGUCAGCAAUGCAGGAAUAUGAGGAGCAGCUGAAGGAAAAUCCAGCAGAAGGGAAAGGACCUGGAAAGAGACGAGGUCCUACCAUCAAGAUUUCUGGUGUCCAAGUCAAUGUGAAAUCCAUCAUCCAGCACGAAGAGGAGUUUGAAAUGCUGCACAAAUCCAUUCCCUCGGACCCAGAGGAAAGGAAGAAGUACCGCCUGACGUGCCGCGUCAAAGCUGCUCAUUUUGAUGUAGACUGGGGAGUGGAGGAGGAUUCUCGCUUGUUAGUGGGAAUUUACGAGCAUGGUUAUGGAAACUGGGAGCUAAUUAAAACAGAUCCGGAGUUGAAGUUGUCUGAUAAGAUUCUACCAGUUGAGACAGAUAAGAAACCUCAGGGAAAACAGCUCCAGACCCGAGUUGAUUAUCUGCUGAAACUGUUGAAAAAAGAUCUGGACAAGAAAGAAAACAUGAAAGAUGGGGAAGAGGGCAAGCUAAAGAAGAGGAAACCACGAGUGAAGAAAGAGAACAAGGCUCCCAAAGUCAAAGAUGAGCAUGGGAAUGAACUCUCCUCUCCUCGGCACUCAGACAACCAGUCAGAAGAAGGUGAAGUCAAGGAGGAUGGCUUGGACAAGAGCCCAGUGAAAAAGAAACAGAAGAAGAAAGAGAACAAAGAGAACAAGGAAAAACAGACAUCCUCUAAGAAAGAAAAGGAAAGCGAUAAAGAGAAAAAGAAGACAAAAGACAAGAAAGAGAAGCCUAAAGGUGGUGAGGCCAAAUCUGGAAGUAAAGGGAAGAGAUCACAGGGUCCUGUCCACAUCACUGCAGGGAGCGAGCCAAUUCCCAUUGGAGAAGACGAGGAUGAUGAUCUGGACCAAGAAACAUUCAGCAUAUGCAAGGAAAGGAUGAGACCAGUCAAAAAAGCACUGAAGCAACUUGAUAAGCCUGAUAAGGGACUGACAGUUCAAGAACAGCUGGAGCACACACGCAACUGCCUGCUGAAAAUCGGUGAUCGCAUCUCUGAGUGCCUUAAAGCCUACACUGACCAGGAUCACAUCAAGCUGUGGAGAAGGCCAAGGGAACAAAACAUCUUCACUUUGGACCGAGGAGACUGGCAGAGGGAUCGAAAGUUCAACUACGGCGGCAACAGCAACCAGAUGUGGGGCGGGGAGCGGCACCACCAGUACGAGCAGCACUGGUACAAGGACCACCACUACGGGGAGCGGCGCUCGCGGGGGGAUCCCCACCGCAGCUCCGGGAACUACAGACCAAACAACCUGUCCCGCAAGAGGCCCUACGAGCAGUACAACAGCGACCGAGACCACAGGGGCCACCGCGACUACUACGACAGGCACCACCACGAUUCCAAACGUCGACGGUCCGACGACUUCAGGCCUCAGAACUACCACCAGCAGGAUUUCCGGCGGAUGUCUGACCACAGGCCACCCAUGGGCUACCAUGGCCAAGGACCUUCGGACCACUACCGGUCCUUCCACACAGACAAACUGGGGGAUUACAAACAGCCCCUCCCUCCAUCCCACCCUGCCGUGUCGGACCCUCGCUCGCCCCCCUCUCAGAAAUCCCCCCACGAUUCCAAGUCACCUCUUGAUCACAGGUCACCUCUGGAUAGGUCAUUGGAACAGAAAAACAAUCCAGAUUAUAACUGGAACAUUCGGAAAGCGUAA